UAAUUCCCAAAACCUAAUACUUCUUCUCUUUAGGUAAAACUCUGCGUUCCGAUUUGCCGCCUCUUCCUCCGCCGUCGCCUGGACUCACUUUCAGCCUGCAGACUAUUCCUCCGGCAGCAACAUGGGUCGCGUUCGAACCAAAACAGUGAAAAAAUCUUCCCGUCAAGUUAUUGAGCGUUACUACUCGCGCAUGACCCUAGACUUCCAUACGAACAAGAAGAUCCUCGAAGAAGUCGCCAUUAUUCCCUCUAAGAGGCUACGAAAUAAGAUCGCCGGAUUCUCCACUCACCUAAUGAAGCGGAUCCAGAAGGGACCUGUUCGCGGCAUCUCUCUGAAACUUCAAGAGGAAGAGCGCGAGCGCCGUAUGGACUUCGUCCCCGACAUCUCCGCCGUUAAAACCGAUCAAAUCGAGGUCGACAAGGAGACUCUCGAUAUGCUUUCUGCGCUGGGAAUGAACGAUAUUCCUGGGCUUGUCCAGGUCGAUCCGACUGUUCCGCAGCAGGUUGGAUUUGGAUUGGGAGGUCGCGGUAGGAGGUACUGAGAUUAUCGGCUAGGGUUUUGUUUUUUUUCCCCCUUUUCUUCUGAUUUUCUGUUGGGAUUCGAUACAAUUUUGUGAUUUAGUUUUGUUUAUGAGCAUUGUUACUUUCUGCGAAGCUAAAGAAUAUGAAAUUUCGAGUAACAUUCUUUAAUUGACAGAUUUGGUUUCAAAGAUUUUUUGAGCA
Messenger RNA from Benincasa hispida (wax gourd), 722 nucleotides. RefSeq names its product small ribosomal subunit protein eS17-like. Gene Ontology annotation, biological process: translation. Gene Ontology annotation, molecular function: structural constituent of ribosome. Gene Ontology annotation, cellular component: ribosome. Lineage: Eukaryota; Viridiplantae; Streptophyta; Magnoliopsida; Cucurbitales; Cucurbitaceae. The record is from RefSeq and is a predicted model, not a curated record.